Molecule: messenger RNA, 5526 nt
Organism: Poecile atricapillus (Black-capped chickadee)
Lineage: Eukaryota; Metazoa; Chordata; Aves; Passeriformes; Paridae
Gene: SLC16A5
Product: solute carrier family 16 member 5
Exons: 4
Coding region: 274-1746 (490 amino acids)
Biological process (GO): monocarboxylic acid transport; transmembrane transport
Molecular function (GO): monocarboxylic acid transmembrane transporter activity
Source: RefSeq, a predicted model, not a curated record
UGUGGUCACAGUCUUGUGAAAUAUAAAAGGAGAAGGCAGCUUUCUUAAACAAGCUGGUGCCAGGAUCCUGUAGCGAGAAGGAAGGGAGGUGCUGGAAGAAAUGCAGAGCAAGAAGUCAAGAGUGUCAGCUGGGAAAGGUGUGGGAAACACUGGUGCUCUGAGCCUCAGGAACACCAUCAGCUCUUCCCUGAAGGCCUGUUUGCUGGUCUGAGGGUUACAUGGUAGCUGCACCCCCUUCCCCAGCAGGCUGGCUUAGAGGAGAACGGAGCUAUCAUGUCCCAAGGAGAAGCAGCAGGACGUGGUGCUGCCAAGCCCCAGGACCAGGGAUGGGCAUGGAUGGUCCUGCUGGCUGCGGUGGUGCUGCAGGGGCUGACGUUGGGCUUCACCAGCUGCCUCGGUGUCUUCUUCACGGACCUCCAGCAUGAGUUCCAGGCCAGCAACAGCCAGACAUCAUGGUUCCCGUCCAUCGUGGUGGCCGUGCUGCAUGGAGGGGGGCCCCUCUGCAGCAUCCUGGUGAAACAGUUUGGCUGCAGGUUUGCAGUGAUGCUGGGAGGGCUGCUCAGCGGGCUGGGAAUGGUGUCCAGCUCCUUCUGCAAGUCCAUCAGCCAGCUGUACCUCACGGCCGGCCUCAUCACUGGUCUGGGAUCAUGUUUCAGCUUCCAGGCAGGAGUGACUAUGCUGGGCUACUACUUUGUACGGUGGCGAACACUGGCCAAUGCCAUGGCCUCCACUGGUGUCUCCCUCGGUUUCACACUGUGGCCACUGCUGUCUCAAUACCUGCUGGAUGAAAUGGGUUGGAGAAACACCUUCCUCAUCUUUGGAGGAAUACUACUGAACUGCUGUGUUUGUGGAGCCAUCAUGAGGCCCAUUCAGCUGGCAUCAGGGUCACUUCCACAGUCUGCCAAGCCCAAAGAGGAACCAGGGAGCAGAGCAGAAGAGGCACAGAUGUCCAACGGAGCAUCUUCUUACCACCCCACACUUCAGCAGCACAACAGAAGGACAAAAUGCUUCCAGAUGCUGCAGAAGUACCUGGCUUUUGACAUCUUCUGUGAAAACAAAGGUUACCAGAUUUACACUAUUGGAGUGACCUGGAUGAUGAUGGGGUUUGCCUUACCCCAUGUCUACCUUGUGCCUUAUGCCACCCACAAUGGGGUGGAGGAACGAAAGGCAGCUCUCCUCAUCUCCAUCAUUGGUUUCAUCAACAUCUUCAUCCGCCCUCUCACAGGGCUGCUCUCAGGACACAGAGUCUUCACAGGGAGACGCAUCUACCUGUUCAGCCUGGCUGUGCUCCUCUGUGGGCUCAGCAAUUUCAUCUGUGUCAUUUCAGCUGAGUUCAGUGUGCUCAUCCUCUACUGCAUCAUCCUCAGCAUAGCCAUGAGUGGCGUUGGGGCGCUCACCUUCCAGGUGCUGAUGGAUGUGGUAGAGAUGGACAGGUUCUCCAGUGCUCUAGGGCUCUUCACCAUCCUAGAGAGCAUCACCCUCCUUAUUGGGCCCCCACUCACAGGUCUCCUGGUAGACAUAACCAGUGAUUUUCACUACGUCUUCUACAACUCCAGCUUCUUCCUGAUAUCGGCUGCAUUAUUUAUGGGGUUCAGCUACUGGGCUCUGGAAAAAAAAAACAAAUUGAGAGAGGCUUCCAAAGCAUGUUUGGACAAUCCCUCCAGAUAUCAAUACAGUGAAACAUCAACAGAACCAAAGGCUGAAAGUCAAUCCCCUCCAGCAUUUGAGUACAUCACGAGCAUAUGAAAAUAAAGAAGGGGAAAAAGAGCCAUACCAUGAAAUGGUCUGUACCAAGCAAUACACGGCCCAAUACUGAUGGCAGAUGAGAAAAAACCAGUCUGCUUUCCACAACUGUCAUCUUCCUUUUGCACUUCCACUCCAUAGGACCUUGUCAGAUUCCAAGACCUUGUCCAAUUCCAGACCAUGGGCUUAGUCCAGAACCCAGCACUAGCCAAGGAGAUGAAGCACAAGGAGACCUGACCUCUCCUAAAGCAAACCAUGGGAUAACAGCCAUGGGACCCAGUGCCAGGAGACAAAGGCUGUGACAGUUCAGUUGGGUUAAGUCACCACCUUUAAUAAGUCACUGGAAUUUCACAAGCACAUUCCAGUUGGAAGUGCUGAAUAACAUGUAUUAAUGGGUAGUUCUUCACAAAGAACUAUUGUUGCCUCAUCUGAAUACACAAUUUUGGUGCACAGGCUUCCUGUUUGCUUCCCAUGUUGACUCUGGCAAGACAAACACUUUCCAUAAGGAAGUGUGUUAUUAUUUUCUGCAUCUCUAAAUACUAUACAAAAGCAGCUGUGUGGGUUGUAGAACUUGGACAAGUCUCUAGUAAGAUCAACGGUUUUCUCUAUGAAGCACAUACAUGAGUUUUUCAUGCCAAGGACUAUUUCAAAGCCUCAAAAUUCAAAUCCAGAGCCUCAAAAAAACCCCAAAAAACAACCCACCAAGCCUUGAGUGCCUGCUUUCUAUAACUACUGAUGUCUUAAGUGCUGUUUAAUAUAUCAUAAAAGAGGAUUCAUGGCUCAUGUAAACACACUUCAGCAUUAACUGGAAGCCAUUUGGGGCAGGGAGGGUAAUAUCAGACCUAAGAAUAAGUAUAUGCAUCCUUUUAUAGGGCAAAAUUCAAAGCAACUGCAGUUCCUCUUUGUGGAGAUCAGUUCAGCUCUUUAGUCUUAGACUUUUGAACUUAAUUACACCAGCAUUCUCAUUACAGAGAACUUUGUACAAACAUAACUUCUAUUUCUUAUAAGCAGAAGCAGAACUUACAAAGAAAUCUGUGGGAAAGCAUACUGAGAAAAGCCAGUGUUGCUGACUUUCAAUCCAGCCAUUUGGCUCUAAGUGGCUUUCUCUGCCACAUUCCCAGGAUUUAGGCUUGUCACUGCUCAGACAAUGGCUGCAGCAGCCUCAGUAUCAGAGAUGCAAACUGUUCAUAUUCUGUCAUCCCUGAUCUGACAGACAUGGGUAACAGCUCAUGAAGCAUGUGGAUAAAGAUAACCAAACACAUCAGAACAAUCAGAAAGAUGGAAGUACAAAAUGGGAGUGAAAUGGAAGAAGUAAGAGCUUUCAAUGGAACUGCAGUGCCUCUCUAAGAACUGUUAUAUCAAACUUAGCUGCAGUGCUUAUCUGGAGAACUGUCCUGUCAGAUUCCUAGUGACAAACUCACAGUUUUCAUUAGAGCUCCCCAGACAAAAAAAACAAACCAAUAAAAAAAAACCCCACUCUGGAUGAAACCACCAGAAAACUGACUCCAAGGUCUUCAGAGACUACAAUGGCUUGGCAGGUGGCUUUUACACAGAAGGGGCACCCACCCUUCAGAAGAGUUCCUGUUCCCACAGCUCAGUAUCUUCUCCAAUAAUGCCCUGGGAUUAUAGACCCAGGAGGAUUUGCAUUUCCUGAACAAACCUAUACUUAAAUAAGAUGAUUAGUGGGAGAUACACACAUUCAAUCUCUAUUCACAUGUGUUUAUUAACUUAUGUAAUGCUUACAUGGUCCAUGACUAUGAAGUAAACAAGGACUGGUUCUUCUCAGCUUACCAACACAGACUGCUGUACACUCCUAGGAAAAUGAGGGGGUUUUCUCUCUCACAAAAAAAAAAAAAAAAAGCAAUAAAAAGGAAUUAACUCCCAAACAUCUUCUAGCUACUGCAAAUAAACAGCUAAGCAGCUGAACAGAUUGCCAUUUUCUCAGUGUGUAAUUCUUAAAUUUUAAAUUCUGUUCACCUUUCUAGAUUCUCUUUCUGUUUUCUAAAAGAAAUAUGAUGUUAUGUGGCCCCAGAUACUCCCACUGUUAUAAAUGUCCUGGGCAAAAUAGGCAAGAUAUAGUGUAAGCUACAAUCCACCAAAAUUUCCCACAGGAAACAAAGGUUAGGUGAAAGAGCAGUGGGAGGCACCUACUGCACAGAGCCAACUGAUCCACCUGUAAUGCUUUCACCCUGGCUGCUUCAUAAAAAAGGAAAUGUACAGGGCAAAACCAAAAAAUCUUCACCAACUGAAGCUGACACUGAAAUCAGCUCCUCCUACACCAAGGCAAAGAUACCUGUCUUGAUAAUUUCUUGACUGUGUGCAGCAGUGCAAGAGAAAUUAGGAUGGAAGGCAAGGAGAGUGCUUUUCAGAAGUGCUUUUUGAUAGUCCCAGACUCAUCACUGGGGUCACUGGGACUUAUUCACAAGCACAGAGAGACGUUUCUGGAAAGAAAAACAACCGAUUCACAAACCUUUUAUUUUAACAUUUCUCAAUUGCUGACUGAAACCUUUCUAAUAGAACUCAAGCCUGAAAACAGAGUUGUCUCCCCUGGUUACUUUCCACAGACCCUUUGAAGGUAAUCCACAACCCACAGGUUAGAAGUAAGUCCUGAGCAGAGGAAAAGUAACAUUUCAUGCUGUGUUUGCACCGGUGAAUAAGAUGUCUAAGCUCCCAUAACAGAGAAAAGAAUCCCCCUCCUUUCCACGGGUCUCCUCUCCCGUGUGUGUUUCCAACCUGAACUCCAAGCUGUCUUGAGCAGGAGCUUGGCAAAGGGUAACAGGAGGCACCUGAGCGUGCUACAGAAUAAUAAAUAUUCCCUCUCAGAGGGAUCCUACAGGUGCAGCAUCACCCAAUCUUUAGGAAUUUUGUGGACCAAAAGGAAAAGAAAACAAUAGAAGUUCCCCUCAUUAGUUUAAGGUCAGCCCUUUACACAAGGCCAUCACAGCCCCACUGAAGCAGUUUCUUUAACACCUGCAGACAGUAAAAUAAUCGUGGCUUUAAUUUGGGACAAACACUAAUAACUCAGCCAGGGUACAAACCUCUGAGAAACAGCAUAGCCACAAAAAUUGACCACAAUUAAAUGUUUCUUGCUCCCCAUGUCCCUCUUGCCCCUCACCUGCUUCCUUUAUCAUGGAAGAUAUUCUGACCAUUGCAAGAUAAGCAUUUUGGCAAGAAGCACGUUUCCUCACGGAAAUGAAACAUUAACUGGGAAGUUCUCACUGAAAUAUUGCAAUACCAUGAUCCUUAAAAGUCUAAGAUUCUCUGCCAGGGUAAUACUUGGGAAAGUUUAAUAUUAAUAUUAUUUAUUUAUAUUUAAUAACAAUAAAACCCAAAUAAAGGUUUAGAGUUCUUACACACUCUAAGACACUUCCGAAGUGCAAAAUCACUUAAUUUGAGAGCUUGACUUGCUGUUUGCAGACAUGGCUAGUAGAUAUAAGAAAAGAAAUAACUACUAGAAAUUAAAAUUUCCUGAAUUCUGGCUUCAAUGUGCUAUCAAAGUCACCAGAAUAGCCACUGGAGCUGUGACUACCCCAGCUAGAUCAGCCCCUGCUCUGGGAACUGUUCUGGCAAACAGCAAGUGCUUCAAGCACUCAGACCAUUAAACUAUACAGCCAAUAUUGGGUGGGUAAAUGCAGUUCUUACAAACAGAAGUAAUUGCAUUUUUCCUUUUUAAAUACAGUUUCCCCCUCUUAUUAGUCAAUCCCAGUAGCACUUUGUUUGUAUGGACUAGCUCCCUGUGUUUGCUUUCUCCGCUCCUGCUUUCCCACAUUACUCAUUCACCUU